AUGCAGAGACAGACUCAUCUGCCUGCUGGGCAGAGAGUGUCUCCAACGGCAUCUUCCUCCUGGCUGCCCCUUGCACUUGCACUGGGGGCCCAGAUGCUGUGCCUGCUUUUGAUGAUAGGACUCAGAGUCUACGAUGCCAUGGUCACUGAGAUCUGCCCAAAGUCGCAAAGCGUCACCCAGCUGCCAACGUCUUGCCCAAACCAGACACCAUGCCUUCCAGGAACUCCAGAGGAACAGCCUCGUGAUACAGGAGAGAAGUGUCCAGUACAGUGGGUUGUCCACAAGGACAGUUCCUGUCUCUUUUCUCCUGAAAAAGGAACUUGGGAACAGUGUCAUUCCUCCUGCAUUUCACAGUCUGCCCAGCUGCUCACCAUUGAGGAUGGAGAAGAGCUGGAUUUCAUAAAAAAAGAAUCAUUUCACUAUUUUGAAGAUCAUGAUGGUGUUUCCCAGUAUUACACAUUCUGGAUUGGUCUGUCGUAUGAUCCUGGAUCCGGGAAGUGGGUUUGGGCAGAUGACUUGGAUCUUUCCUCUGGCUUGUUUGAUCUCCAAGACCUCAGUCUGAAGAAUGAUCAGGACAGAGUUUGUGCCUAUAUCCACGGUGGGAGAGCUAAGGCUGGAGGAAUCUGCAGAGAAACUCACUUCUGCAUUUGUGAGAAGAGGAGGAAGGAAUCG
This is a messenger RNA of Alligator sinensis (Chinese alligator), 672 nucleotides long. Its product is annotated as C-type lectin domain family 1 member A-like. The record is from RefSeq and is a predicted model, not a curated record. Gene Ontology annotation, biological process: cellular response to molecule of fungal origin. The transcript is spliced from 6 exons. Gene Ontology annotation, molecular function: (1->3)-beta-D-glucan binding. The annotation marks the transcript as partial. Lineage: Eukaryota; Metazoa; Chordata; Crocodylia; Alligatoridae.